Penicillium taxi is the source of this 2700-nucleotide messenger RNA. Its product is annotated as DNA ligase (ATP) CDC9. NCBI's taxonomy places the organism in Eukaryota, Fungi, Ascomycota, Eurotiomycetes, Eurotiales, Aspergillaceae. Gene Ontology annotation, cellular component: nucleus; mitochondrion. The transcript has 4 exons. The record is from RefSeq and is a predicted model, not a curated record. The coding region runs from base 1 to 2700 and encodes 899 amino acids. Gene Ontology annotation, molecular function: ATP binding; DNA ligase (ATP) activity; DNA binding. Gene Ontology annotation, biological process: Okazaki fragment processing involved in mitotic DNA replication; lagging strand elongation; DNA biosynthetic process.
AUGGCGGAUGAUAAGAGCAGGAAACAGGCUACACUGGGGUAUGUUCGCGAUUCUCAAAUGACAAUUGGGAGAUUUUUCGGAUCUAAUGCAGCAAACCAAGCCCCAAAGAAGCAAACAACCUUGGCAUUUGGUAACAAGAAGGCGAAGACUGAUGCUGCAGUAGAAGCGGCGGAUGAAGCCACUCAGGAUGAGAAACAUGACUCAUAUUUUAAGAUAGAGAAUGGAGUUGAAGCUACAACCGACACUAACUUGGAUGAAUCGGAACCAAUUAAAGGCUUGAAACGCGAAAAGACCGAUGAAGCGGAAGAGAGUGAUGUGUCUGAUGUCCAGCCAGUUUCCAAGCGCCAACGCAAAUCGAAGCAAACUCCCCCUCCUCCAAAUAAGGAGUCAUCUCCUAAGAAAUCAACUCCCAAGAAAUCAUCUCCCAAGAAAGAAUCACCUGCCAAGAAAUCCAACCAAGCAAAGCCCAGUUACGUGAAAGACAAAUCGCCAUUAACAAACCUCGCUGAGAAAGCAAUUGACUCCGAAGAAGUCGCCAAGAAAGAAAGUGAAUCCGAGAAAGAUGAAGAAGAGCUGUCAGAAAGCGAAGAAGAGGUCGAAGCUAAGCCUCUUGCCAAAAAGAAGACAAUGGCGAAGGUACAGGCUACAGUGACGGCCAGCGGCCAAGACCCAUACCCAGACUGGACUCCUGGCAAGCCGGUGCCGUACGCUGCACUUUGCACCACCUUUUCUCUCGUUGAGAUGACAACAAAGCGCCUAAUAAUCAUGGCCUAUUGCUCUCGUUUCCUGCAGCAAGUGCUCCGUCUCACUCCCAAUGACCUGCUUCCAACGGUUCAAUUGAUGAUCAACAAACUGGCAGCAGAUUAUUCAGGAAUCGAACUGGGUAUAGGAGAGUCUUUGAUAAUGAAAGCCAUCGGUGAAAGUACUGGCCGAAGUCUGGCUGUCAUUAAGAGUGACCAACACGAGAUCGGUGAUUUAGGAUUGGUGGCUGCUAAAAGUCGAUCCAACCAACCCACCAUGUUUCCCCCUCCCCCCUUGACCGUCCGAGGCGUGCAUGAGCGUUUGCUAGAAAUUGCCAAGCUACAGGGACAUGGUUCCCAGGACAAGAAGAUUGCGGGAAUUAAAAAACUCCUCUCAUCGGCCGAUGCCGCAUCUUUAGGCAAAGGUAACAAGGGUGUUGAUAUCACCAAGGAUAAGGGAGGACCCAGUGAGACGAAGUUUAUCAUCCGUUUUCUGGAGGGAAAGCUCCGACUAGGUCUUGCAGAAAGGACCGUGCUUGUUUCAUUGGCACAGGCACUUGUCUCUCAUGAGGCCGCAGUUGCAGAUAAGAAGGCUCCAUCUCCAGAGCAGAUGGCCGAAGGAGAAGCCAUCUUGAAAACUGUGUACAGUGAACUUCCCUCUUAUGAAAUAAUCAUACCGGCUAUCCUCGAGAACGGUCUUUUCAAAGUUCGAGAUGUUUGCAAGCUGCAGCCGGGUAUUCCACUGAAGCCCAUGCUGGCCAAACCUACGAAGUCUAUUACUGAAGUUCUUGACCGUUUUGAGGGUAAGGAGUUUACAUGCGAGUACAAGUACGACGGAGAGAGAGCCCAAAUUCAUUAUGUCGCACCAUCAGCCAUUCACAAAUAUCCUGUGACAACAGCGACUCUGCAGAAGGAUAACAAGGGAUUUUCCGCAAUCUUCUCACGAAACUCAGAGGAUUUGUCGAAGAAAUACCCCGAUGUGCUGGGCAAGCUAUAUAGCUGGGUUAAUGAUGAUGUGGACAGCUUCGUGUUGGACUGUGAGACUGUUGCUUGGGAUACAGUCACCAAGAAAGUUCUUCCUUUCCAGCAACUUAUGACUCGUAAAAGAAAGGAUGUCAAAGCAGAGGAUGUCAAGGUCAAAGUUUGCGUAUACGCUUUUGAUCUACUUUUCUUUAAUGGAGAGCCUUGUGUUAAGAAGUCUCUUCGGGAGCGUCGGGAGCUGCUGCAUAAAUGCUUCCAGCCCGUGGAAGGGGAGUUUCAGUUUGCUCAAUUCGGCAACACCAACGUUCUAGAUGAGAUCCAAAUUAUGCUGGAAGACAGUGUCAAGGCCUCGUGCGAGGGUCUCAUGGUGAAGAUGCUGGACACCGCAGAGAGCGGAUACGAGCCUAGCAAGCGGAGUCGCAAUUGGUUAAAGGUUAAGAAGGAUUACCUUGCCGGCGUGGGCGACUCACUUGAUCUAGUCGUCCUCGGUGCAUACCACGGCCGCGGAAAGCGUGCUUCAUGGUAUGGUGCUUUCCUUCUGGCUGCCUACAACCCCAACACAGACACAUACGAGACCAUUUGCAAUAUCGGAACUGGAUUCUCUGAGGCUCUCCUUGAAGAGUUACACACAGAACUCUCUGAUCUGGUCAUUGACCGGCCGAAACCCUUCUACACUCACUCCACUAUUCCCAAAGACCAACCUGAUGUAUGGUUCGAGCCACGAUUAGUGUGGGAGGUCAAGACGGCCGACUUAACGCUCAGCCCCCGGUACAAGGCAGCUGCAGAUGAAUUUGAUAGAACCACGGGAGGUGGAAAGGGAGUUUCCCUGCGUUUCCCUCGAUUUAUCAAAUCCCGUGAUGACAAAAAGCCCGAGCAAUCAACAACUACUCGAGCUGUUGCUGAGAUGUACCGUAAACAAGAAUCAGUGGCCAAGGAGACCUCGAACAAGAAAGGCGUGGAUGAUGAUUUCGAGUAUUAA